Rhineura floridana is the source of this 2319-nucleotide messenger RNA. RefSeq names its product taxilin beta (gene TXLNB). The record is from RefSeq and is a predicted model, not a curated record. Gene Ontology annotation, molecular function: syntaxin binding. Bases 372 to 2219 code for a protein of 615 amino acids. NCBI's taxonomy places the organism in Eukaryota, Metazoa, Chordata, Lepidosauria, Squamata, Rhineuridae. The transcript has 10 exons.
UUCUCCUUGCCUCUUGGAGAUAGCAUUACAGGGAAAUAACAGCCAGAUACCGAGGACAAGGCUCUUCUCCCUUGGUUGCCCAGAAGACAACUGCAGCUUUUCUCUGCCUGUAUAGCAAAGUGCACCUGCUAAAAUUCCUUCAUAGUUCCACACAGCUGUUAAAGAGCCAACAGGCCUGUUCCAUUUUGCAGUUGGACUUGCAUUCAAACUCUGGAGAGGUGUAUUCUUGCCUGCUGUGUCAUCUACUCCCUCUGGCAGGAAGGGAGGACAAGUGUCCGCUUGCUGUUGAUUCUUUCUGUCCUUCUUUUGGAGCUCCUUCAACCAUUUUCUUUUCCUCUGCUACUUUUUCUCCCCCAGGUAAUAUCCCAAGAAUGGAGCAUAACCAAACUGCAAAUCAUCAACCUGACCAGCAACCAUCGCCUCCCAUAAACAGCUCUGAAGCACUACCUACUGGGAAUGGCUUAGAGAAACAAAGUGAAAAAUCACCUCCAAGGCCUCUGUCCCCAGAGAAUGCAGUGCAUUCUCCUCCUGAAAUGAAGCUCUGUGAUAUAUCUGAAGAGCUGAGCCGACAGCUGGAGGACAUUAUUAAGACCUAUGGGUCAGCUGCCAGCCUCAUGGAGGAGAGAAAUGUUAAAGUAACAACAGACAAAUCUGAAAAAGGAGAAUUCUGUAAUAAUGAAGAUGGAGAAUAUGAAGAUGGCCAUGAUGAGGCUGAGAAAGAACAGGCAGCUUCUGGAGAUGCCUCUGGUUCAAAGGAGUCCAGUAUUCAUAAAGAACAAAAAUUGGAAAAGAAAAUCCUGAAGGGUCUCGGAAAAGAAGCUACCCUGCUGAUGCAACAUUUGAACAAGCUGAAUACGCCAGAAGAGAAGCUGGACAUCUUAUUUAAGAAGUAUGCUGAAUUGCUGGAGGAACAUCGUACUGAACAGAAAAAGUUAAAAUAUCUGCAGAAAAGGCAGGCUCAGCUCACAAAAGAGAAAAACCAGUUGCAGAGUGAACAUAGCAGAGCCAUCCUUGCCCGAAGCAAAUUGGAAAGUCUCUGCAGGGAGCUCCAAAGACACAACAAAACCCUGAAGGAGGAGACUCUUCAGCGAGCAAGAGAGGAAGAGGAAAAAAGGAAGGAGAUCACUAAUAAUUUCCAGGGCACCUUGAAUGAUAUCCAGGCCCAGAUUGAGCAGCAAAGUGAAAGGAACAUGAAGUUGUCCCAGGAGAACACUGAGCUAGCAGAGAAAUUGAAAAGCAUCAUAGAUCAGUAUGAAGUCAGAGAGGAGCAUCUUGAUAAGAUAUUUAAGCAUCGGGAGCUUCAGCAGAAACUGGUGGAUGCUAAGCUGGAACAGUCACAAGAAGUGAUGAAAGAAGCUGAAGAUCGGCAUCAACGGGAGAAAGAAUAUUUACUCAACCAAGCUGCAGAGUGGAAACUGCAAGCAAAAAUGCUCAAGGAGCAAGAGACUGUUCUCCAGGCCCAGCUUACUCUCUAUUCUGAGCGAUUUGAGGAAUUUCAGAAAACCCUGACAAAAAGCAAUGAGGUGUUUGCCAGCUUCAAGCAAGAGAUGGAUAAAAUGACAAAGAAAAUGAAAAAGUUGGAAAAGGAUACAGCUACAUGGAAAGCAAGAUUUGAGAACUGCAAUAAAGCUUUAUUGGACAUGAUUGAAGAGAAAGCCAUGAGGGCCAAGGAAUAUGAAUGUUUUGUAGUGAAAAUUCAAAGGCUGGAGAAUCUUUGCAGAGCUCUGCAGGAUGAAAGGAAUGUUCUGUACAAAAAAAUAAAAGAUGCACAAUUCCCUGAGGAGAAGGAGGAGGAGGAGGAGGAAGAGGAAGAAGCACAAGAACAAGCACUGACCGGACAGGACGACAGCCUGAAAAAUGAGGCUAAUCCAAGCCUCUCUGAUGCAGCAGGCCCGGUUGCUGCUGAGCUAUCUGCCACUAAUGAGAAUAUUCUGAAGGAUCUGGCUGCGGCUUUUAUGGUGACCCAUCAUGAGGAAAUGCCCCUGAUAGCCACUAAUGAAGAAGACACAGCUGAAGAACCACAGAACCUACAAGCAUGUGAUCCGAUCUCUCUCACAGAGCCAUCACUCUCCAUGCAUCAAGACACAGGGAAUCGCCCCAUACAGCCAGCAGCAUCCACACCCAAAGCAGAAAAGCAGGAAGGGGACAAAGUAGAGCAAGUUACUCAAGAUCAUCCAGUUCUGCAGUUGCUAGAUGCUGACAUGGAAGGAGUCGAUUAGCAUAAACAUGUAGACAUUUCUUACCAAACUGCCAUCCUCUCCUAAAGUGUUUGUUUUUUUAAAUUAUGUGGCUUAAAAAUAUUUUCCUUUUGAUCCUCAA